Messenger RNA from Aureococcus anophagefferens, 294 nucleotides. RefSeq lists its product as hypothetical. Lineage: Eukaryota; Pelagophyceae; Pelagomonadales; Pelagomonadaceae. The annotation marks the transcript as partial. The transcript has a single exon. Gene Ontology annotation, molecular function: polyubiquitin modification-dependent protein binding. Gene Ontology annotation, cellular component: VCP-NPL4-UFD1 AAA ATPase complex. The record is from RefSeq and is a predicted model, not a curated record.
UACGACGUGCUCCUCGUCACCUGGGUCAAGCUCAACGACGGCGUGACCAUCGAGCUCCAGCCGCACCAGGACGCGUUCCUCAAGCUCGCGAACCCGCGCGCCGUGCUCGAGGCCGAGCUCAAGUACUACUCGUCGGCGACGCGGCUCUCGACGAUCUCCCUCCUCCACGACGGCACGCAGUACGACUUCGACGUCACGGCGACCGUGGGCAAGGACGGCCUCAAGGUCGACGAGUACAACCCGGAGAAGUGCGAGGCCGUCGCCAUCCAGGACGCGGACGUGAGCCUCGACCUC